This is a messenger RNA of Fonsecaea erecta, 402 nucleotides long. RefSeq lists its product as hypothetical. The transcript has a single exon. The record is from RefSeq and is a predicted model, not a curated record. NCBI's taxonomy places the organism in Eukaryota, Fungi, Ascomycota, Eurotiomycetes, Chaetothyriales, Herpotrichiellaceae. The coding region runs from base 1 to 402 and encodes 133 amino acids.
AUGACCUCAGCGUCCAAAGUCAAAUCGCUCGAUCAUCUGGUCCUGACGGUCAAGGAUAUCGACGCCACCAUCCAAUUCUACCAGGAUGUCUGCGGCAUGGAGCACACCUCGUUCGCUGCCGAAACCGAUCCCAGUAUUAUUCGGCAUGCACUGAAGUUUGGCACUCAGAAAAUCAACCUGCACGAAUGUGGAAAAGAGUUCGAACCCAAGGCGGAGCACGUCCAGCCAGGAACUGGUGACCUGUGCUUUCUGGUGGAGGAGGAUGUUGCAGUGGUCCUGGGACGGCUCAAGGAAAAAAACAUCACGGUCCUGGAAGGCGCCCAGGUGGUGGAGAGGGCUGGAGCCCAGGGAAAGCUGCGGAGCGUUUACAUCAGGGAUCCUGAUGGCAAUUUGAUCGAGUGA